AUGGCGACAGGGGCCGAUUCCGAUUCUACAAUGCCAGAAGAAGAAAGCCUAGCCUCAGAGUCCGAAUCUGAAGUUGGAAAUGGCGGGGAGUUUUCAAAUAAUAUGAAGCCGUGGGAGGCUCCACAAUCUCAGAGUGUUUCACAGGAGAGACUUCAUAUCUAUGUUUUGGAGAAACGACUAGCUGCUGUGGAAGCAAAGCUUUUGGAGAAUUCAAAAGGCCAAAAACAACAACUGAACAAGGAAAAGACUAGCAGCCGAUCAGUCAUACGAAAGAAGACCCGUCGCAUAUCGAAUCCCUCCUCUCUGCCAACUCUCUCCCAGGUAUCAUGGCUUGACUAUGAUGGAUUCAAAAACAAUUCUAGAGAGGAUGAGUAUCAAUGUGCAAUCGAAGUCCUCAGCGCGGGAUUUGAUGUGAAAAAGGAAAUUGAAGAGACUGAUCCACAGUUCUCCUUUGAUUUAACCAGUAAUCCCACGCUCAACCAUGGCAAAUCGAGGAGGUUGGAAAGAUCUAUGCCCUCAAGUAUAAGAUCUGCAUAUAGAGUGCGAAUUCGAUCUCCAUCUCUUCUGCUCAUUCUCAAUAAAGUCAUCGGGUACGGGAGAAUGGACUGGACCACUUUUGCGCGCCCUUUCAAACCAUUGAUAUACUACCAUGAUACUAUGAAAACCCUUCUAUCUGACCUGGAAGCCAAAUGGGGCGAAACGGAGCGCAGCCAACCAGCCGAGCACUGGUCCAUUCUGAGAGGGGGAAAAACAGAUCAGAGUGCAUUGGAGCCAGGGAUCCCGAGAAAAAGAAAUUCGUCUAACAGUACUGUUUCAGCAGACAUGAUUGACAGUGUCGAAGCUCUACGGGCUAUGAGGGUCUAUGUCGAAUUUGUUGACAAGGAGCUGGUUCCUCUUUAUCACCAAUUUGAAGAGCAAACCGGCCAAGUUGCUCCACAAAGAGUUAGGUUCGACGACCUGUGGUAUCUCUUUCGCUUGGGGGAGCUUCUUUUCAAUCCGAAUGCCCCGGACCCCACAAAUGGCAAGGCAAGGGAUAGAUCGUUUCGAAGUCGCAGGGUGAUGAGAGUAUAUUCAAUCACUUACCCCGACCAUGGUACCGACGGGUAUUCCCAAAAUGACAAAGUAUUGAUCAGGUGUUACUCAAUCGAUCACAACGGUGAAUCGUAUAUCCCAGUGAAGGGGAAAGUGAUAAUCCCAUACUUCGAAGGAGAGAAGGAUAUCCAAUCGCUGGACAUUUAUCCUGUCAGAUUUGCCCAAGACCAUCAACGAAUACUGCAAGAGUUGGAUGAGCAAGGAAGACUCUUCCAGAGAUGCAUUUCUGAGAAGUAUUUGUCUUACAAGGGCUGGACUAUUGGAGACUAUGACUAUCCAGAAUACAUCGAUAGUGAUGUGAUUGUCGAUUUUGUCGAGGCACUGAAAGCACAUCCCCGCUGGUCGACCAUUUCACAUAUACCAGCUUUGCACGAUGGCGAGGAUAAUUAUUCGGUCAUGGUUGACGAUGUUCCGGGGACUAUUUGGACUGAUAAAGAGCGGACGCAAGUCGCAGCGAACUUCCAAGAUGAAAUUUACACGGGCGCAUCCAUCGACACGAGAGAAAGAAAUGUGAAUCUCAAAACGGACAAAUUCCUCAGUGACCAAAGGGAGAGGCGCAAGAAUCCCGAUGGAGUUUCGAGCGGACAACUCGAAGACGAAGACUUCGUUUUAUUCCCCCGAAGACUCUUUGCCUAUUCUCUUCAAGACCGCAAGUUCGUCCCCGUGGACAUUCGAAAACUCAAACUUGUAGCAGAUCAAGGCGAGCAAUUCAAGAACGUUUUUAUUGCGAAGGAGCACAAAAAGAUGAUUAAUGCGGUGGUUGAUUCACACUUUGAAAGGAAGAAGAUUGAGAGAGACCCGAAAAUGGCAAACAUGAGUCAGGAUAUCAUCCAGAAUAAGGGAAGGGGGCUUGUCAUCUUACUGCAUGGUGUUCCAGGGGUUGGAAAGACCUCCACAGCGGAGGCUGUCGCCAAUGCAAAGAGAAAGCCCCUAUUUACUAUUACAUGCGGUGAUCUCGGAUUCUCUCCUUCUGAAGUCGAGUCAUCACUGAAGGAGAUCUUUCGUCUAGCGCAUCUAUGGGAUUGUGUUCUGUUGAUGGAUGAAGCAGAUGUGUUUUUGUCGCAACGGUCGACUUGGGAUUUGAAGCGGAAUGCUCUCGUAUCAGUCUUCCUUCGGAUUCUGGAGUAUUACAACGGUAUCCUAUUCUUGACGACAAACAGAGUUGGAACACUCGACGAAGCUUUCAAAUCUAGGAUCCAUGUCAUCCUCUACUACCCACCACUUAGCAAGAACCAGACAGAAGGGAUAUGGCGAAUCAAUCUGAGAAAGCUCAAACAGAUCGAAGAAGAACGACACGCCAUACUCGAUACUGGUACCGACCCGGAUGAGCUUGCCGAAUUGCCAAUGAAAGUGGACGAAGAAGAGAUUCUAGAUUUCGCACUAAGCCACUGGCAACAUCAUCAAUAUGGAAAGGGAAGAUGGAACGGACGACAAAUUCGAAAUGCUUUCCAGAUUGCAGCGGCGCUGGCACGAUUCGAAAUGCGCACUGUCGCGAAAAAGCGCGAAAUGGAGAAAAUUCCCAACGCCCCUUCAGAGGCUUUACAGGGAGAACUGAAGGCAAGGCAUUUCAAAGCCGUCGCAGAAACAAGCCAUCACUUCGAGAUGUACAUGAACGAAACUAUGGGCAAGACGGAUGCCGAAAUUGCACUAGAGCAGGGGAAUCGCGCUGAUCAUGUCAGUCGGCUCAAACAAAAAAUGACGGAAAAGCCAGUGAUCCAAGAAGAACUGGAUUUUGAUUACUACGAGGGCCAUUCUGGCGUUGAAAACAAUUAUCGAGAAGGUCGGUCUCUGCCUAGACCUUCAAAUACCACAGGAUGGGGAUCUCAAGGAUACACGACUUUGCGACAAAGCCUGGAUGCUUCUAUCUCUCUAGGAAAUCGACCUGAGAUGACUAGAUCUAGUUCAUCAGAAGCAUUUUCACCCUUUAAACGUGAUGACAGGACUGGGAGUCUUCACUUCCCUAAGGAUACCGUAGAUGCCCCCCCAGUCCGCCCUCAUCCAGAAGCACUGAGACCAGGAUGGCCAUCAGACUUGGAUUCGAAGACUAGAUCGGCGAGGAGGAAAACACAACCGGCUAUUAGUGGAACUUGGUCUGGCAUCGAGUCGGAUUAUGAGUGA
Molecule: messenger RNA, 3210 nt
Organism: Penicillium manginii
Lineage: Eukaryota; Fungi; Ascomycota; Eurotiomycetes; Eurotiales; Aspergillaceae
Product: ATP-binding protein
Exons: 3
Coding region: 1-3210 (1069 amino acids)
Molecular function (GO): ATP hydrolysis activity; ATP binding
Source: RefSeq, a predicted model, not a curated record